AUCUUGGAAGAAAGAAGUGGACAGGACUCGAAGCGAAUAACGACGAUGGAUAUGGAGUUCUUGGCAAAGCUGUGGCUCCAAAUCGACCACGACUCGCGCUCGCACAAACCCAUCAUAUCGUUUCCUCCAUCAUCGCCACCCUCAGUUUCUGCACGCCAUCGACCUUCCUCCUUCGGAGCUUGACAGAGUCUUAAGACCUUCGUUGGUCCCUCCCAAUGGUGGUCGCCAAAGCAGCUGCGUUGACCUGGACCCACUCCGUGUCUCCCUCUCUCCACAUUCCUCAGUCCUUCUCUGUCCGCGAUGCGAGGAGAUUCCGACCGUUUUGUGCCUCCGAUCAAUCGCAGAAGGUACCAGUUUCCGGAUUCAGAGAAAACGAGAUGAUUGUCUCGAUAACAGGAGCUACAGGCUUUAUCGGUAGGAGGCUAGUGCAGAGAUUGCGUGCAGACAAUCAUACUGUGCAAGUUUUGACUCGUUCUAGAUCAAGAGCAGAGUUAAUAUUUCCGGUGAAAGAUUAUCCCGGACUUAUAGUGGUGGAGGAGCCAAAGUGGAAAAACUGCAUCCAAAUGUCAAAAGCUGUUGUCAAUCUUGCCGGAAUGCCAAUUAGUACAAGGUGGUCAUCUGAGAUCAAAAAAGAGAUAAAAGACAGCAGAAUUAGGGUUACCUCAAAGGUUGUAGAUUACAUAAAUGCAUCCCCAGAAGAAAAUCGGCCUACUGUUUUGGUCAGCGCAACUGCUGCUGGGUACUACGGCACCAGUGAAACACAAGUGUUCGAUGAGCGUAGUCCAUCGGGAAAUGAUUACUUGGCUGAGGUCUGUAGAAUAUGGGAGGCAACGGCUCUCAAAGUGAACAAGGAUGUCAGGGUUGCCCUUAUCCGUAUAGGUGUUGUUCUUGGUAAAGAUGGUGGUGCUUUAGCUAAAAUGGUCCCUCUCUUCAUGAUGUUCGCUGGUGGACCAUUGGGCUCUGGCCGACAAUGGUUUUCAUGGAUUCACGUGGAUGACUUAGUAAACCUGAUAUAUGAAGCUCUAAUCAAUCCAUCUUACAAAGCAAGGUUUAACAGGAGUUAUCAAUGGGACUGCGCCGAAUCCGGUACGCUUGGCAGAAUUGUGUGGACAGCUGGGAGAGGUAUUAGGCCGGCCCUCUUGGUUGCCCGUUCCAGAAUUUGCCCUCAAAGCGGUGCUCGGAGAAGGUGCUUGUGUGGUUUUGGACGGACAAAAGGUGGUCCCUGCUAGAGCCAAGGAGCUGGGGUUCCCAUUCAAGUACCCCUAUGUGAAAGAUGCACUGAAAGCCAUCCUUUUGUGAAGGAGGAAACCCUGAUGAUGAACCAAGCAACAUUCGAAUCAUUCUUUAUUCUUUGAACUACUUUGAUCUCUGUGGGGAUUUAGGAAUAGACUGGGUUCACUUAUCUUAGGACGACAUUGACGCACUGGAUGAGACCUGGAUAUUAAGUGGCUUUUAUAUC
This is a messenger RNA of Rhodamnia argentea, 1459 nucleotides long. Its product is annotated as epimerase family protein SDR39U1 homolog, chloroplastic. Bases 216 to 1229 code for a protein of 337 amino acids. The transcript has 13 exons. Lineage: Eukaryota; Viridiplantae; Streptophyta; Magnoliopsida; Myrtales; Myrtaceae. The record is from RefSeq and is a predicted model, not a curated record.